Liolophura sinensis is the source of this 2975-nucleotide messenger RNA. Its product is annotated as mitotic checkpoint protein BUB3-like. Gene Ontology annotation, molecular function: protein binding. Bases 40 to 1023 code for a protein of 327 amino acids. The record is from RefSeq and is a predicted model, not a curated record. Lineage: Eukaryota; Metazoa; Mollusca; Polyplacophora; Chitonida; Chitonidae. The transcript is spliced from 7 exons.
CUUUGAUUUUCGCUGAAUUUUCGAAUCUGAAGAUUAAUCAUGGCUGAAACACCCAGUGAGUUUAAGCUGAAAAACCCUCCAAUGGAUGGAGUGUCUGCUGUUAAAUUUGGUCCUAACUCCAGCCAGCACCUGCUGGUAUCAUCAUGGGACUGCACUGUGCGGCUAUAUGAUGUCAUCAGUAACAAUAUGAGGUUGAGCUUCCCACAGCAAGCCCCAGUCCUCGAUUGCUGUUUUCAUGAUUCAGUUCGAGCGUAUAGUGGAGGAUUGGACAAAGUUCUGAAAACUUUUGAUUUUAACACUAAUGCAGAGAGAAGUGUAGGAAUGCAUGACGCCCCUAUACGCUGUGUUGAGUUCUGCCCAGAUGCUAAUGUCAUUGUCACAGGAAGUUGGGAUUCUACUGUCAAACUAUGGGACCCACGGACACCCUGUAAUGCUGGCACCUUCUCACAACCUGACAAGGUAUACACCUUGUCUGUUUGUGGGGACAGACUAAUUGUUGGAACUGCAGGGAGAAAGAUUUUGGUUUGGGAUCUCCGAAAUAUGGGUUAUGUACAACAACGACGAGAAUCCAGCCUGAAAUAUCAGACACGAUGCAUUCGAAGUUUCCCUAACAAACAAGGCUAUGUUCUCAGCUCCAUUGAAGGUCGUGUUGCAGUGGAGUACUUGGAUCCCAGCCCUGAGGUACAGAAGAAGAAAUAUGCAUUUAAAUGUCACCGUGUGAAGGAGCAGGGCAAAGAGAAGAUCUACCCUGUCAAUGCUAUAGCCUUCCAUAACGUCCACAACACAUUUGCCACAGGCGGCUCUGACGGCAUUGUGAACAUCUGGGACGGCUUUAAUAAGAAGAGACUGUGUCAGUUCCACAAAUAUCCCACUAGUAUCGCCUCCCUUGCAUUCAGUCAGGAUGGUUCUGUGUUAGCGAUUGCGUCCUGCUUCAUGUAUGAACAGGAAGAACCUCCAGAGGUUACUGAAGAGGCUGUGUUCAUCCGGAACGUGAACGACCAGGAAACCAAACCCAAGUCAUGAACACAAUGAACUCCUCUUCCUCCUUCAUCAUACAUCAUCAUCGUAUAUAAUUGUAAACUGGUGGACUUUCCAAAGGUGGAUUCUAGACAUAUCUGGCUGUUCACAUUUUUAUUUAUACAUUUAUAAAGAGCUUAAAGACAAUAUUGGACACACUGAUUCCCUGAAUAGUUGGAAGAGAGCAAAUUUGGACAUACUGUUUCUCUUACCAGCUGGAGAAGAGAAAAUUUGGACACACUGAUUCCCUGAAUAGUUGGAAGAGAGCAAACUUGGACAUACUGUUUCUCUCACUAGCUGGAGAAGGGCAAAUUUGGACAUAAUGUUUCUUUCACCAGCUGGAGAAGAGCAAAUUUGGACAUGCUGAUUCUCUGAAUAGGUGGAGAAGAGCAAAUUUGGACAUGCUGUUCCUCUCACUAGCUGGAGAAGAGCAAAUUUGGACAUGCUGUUUCUCUGAAUAGGUGGAGAAGAGCAAAUUUGGACAUGCUGUUCCUCUCACUAGCUGGAGAAGAGCAAAUUUGGACAUGCUGUUUCUCUCACUAGCUGGAGAAGAGUAAAUUUGGACAUGCUGAUUCUCUGAAUAGGUGGAAAAGUGCAAAUUUGGACGUGCUGUUUCUCUGAAUAUCUGAGAAAAAAAGGGAAAUACGGAUAUGCUGCCUUUACAGAUAGCUGGGGAAAUGGCUAGUGUUUCAAUUUCAGUUCCAUGCAUUACCUGUAAUAUUUCAUUUUCAGAGACUUUCACUAAAGCAGUCACUCACGUCCAGCUCAUGCUGGCUUGCUCUUCACCCAUGCGUGAGAAAAGCUACCUGUGGAUGGUCGUGGAUUUCCCCCAGUUUCUGCUCAGCGUCCUCAAACCUAGCUCUGUAGGGCUGGUUGAUGACGUAUACUAUCACAGCCCUGUCUUGGUCCAUAAGCUUACCUUGAACACCUCUUUACUUCCCUUGCUUAUAUACAAUUUGUCUGUCUGUACUCAUAGUCAACGCAGCUAUCAGUUCCAGGUAGCUGUUCCCAUGUGUCAUUACUAAUAAACCCACACAAGCAUAAAACUAUAGUGGAAACUGGAUAAAUUCCAACUCCCAUGUUUGAAUGCCUGCUCCUCACAGCCCACACAAGGGAGAUAACUACUGACAUUACUAGCAAUUAGUAUAUUUUGUACAUCUUGUUUAAUCUGUUCCUUAAUUGUUUGAGAAUUUUUUUUUUAUUCCUCAGUGUUGAUUAUGGGUCCCUUCUAUGUCAUUACUGGUGAGACUGAUCCUAAACAAUCAGCCAGUAUGCUUGUCAAAAGGUCUAACUUGCCUAGUAGUGGCAGUGGUAAUUGUAUACAAUGUACAUGAUUCCCCUCACUGUGAGGAGUAUGCAUUUAAACAUAGUGGUUGGAGUUAGAAUUUAUCCAGUUUCCACUAGUUUCAUGCUUGUGUGGGUUUACCAGUGAUGACACAUGGAAACACCUACCUGAAACUGAUUGCUGAGAAGACUAUGAGAACAGACAGACACAUUACUUGGCGGCCAACAGUAGUGUAUUGAAGCCAGCACUCAAAGUACAGAGGUGUUCAGGGUAAGCUUAUGGAACAAGGCAGGGCUGUGAUAGUACACGAAAUCACAGCCCUACAAAGCUACAUCAAACCAUAAUACUAGUCACUGUGGUACAAGUGAAAUAUUCUUGAGUGGCCUCUUUUUCAUCUUAGUCUCAUCCCUGUAUUUUGUCAUCACUCAAAUGAGAACAGAUAUUUUGGACAUCUAGGAACCAAUCCAAAAAAACUUUACCCACCUACAAAGAUACUGAGGUUUACCUUAUUCCACCACAAAAAUGCAUUUUUACCAUUGUCAGACGAAACACUGCACCACAAAAAUGCAUUUUUACCAUCGUCAGACGAAGACUGCACCACAAAAAUGCCUUUUUACCAUCGUCAGACAAACACUGCACCAUAAAAAUGCAUUUUUACCAUCGUCAGACAAAC